AUUCUUUGUUUUGGUUUGAAAAAUUUUGUUCUCUGCAGAGUUCUUCAAAACAAAUAAUAAUAGUUUAUAAAGGUGAAAGAAAACUGUGAACAAAGAGAAUUUUUAGUGAUUAGUUGUCGAAAAUUGUUAUCAACUCGGUUAUUAUUGUUUAUAACGACGCAAUACUAACUACGUAAAUUUCUAAUUCGACUGUAUAAACAAGUUAAAACUUUAAUCGAAUGAUUGAUUUUAUAUAUGUCUGAAAAAAUAACGUCAGUUUCCCACUGAUAAGCAGUUUUCUGUUCGAAAUUUGGAUCGUGAAAUUUGUGUAUGAUGUUAGAAUUAGACGUUGUACCUGAAAGAUCUUUAGGAUGCGAACAAUGGGAAUUCAUACUAGGUAUGCAUUUUUCUCAAGCUGUGGCCAUAAUCCAGUCCCAGGUGGGCGUUAUCAAAGGAGUACAAGUCUACUACAGCGAUACAAAUCCAUUAGACUACGAUCUCAUUUUACAUUUACCUCAAGAUGGUAUUAGAUUUGUGUUCGAUGCUGUCCUGCAACGAUUAAAACUUAUCGAAGUAUUCGAUAUGAAACUAGUUAAAUUAAAAUAUUGUAAUACGAUAUUCAAUUCAUCGGAAAUUUUACCCACGAUUCAAGAAAUCGAGCAAUGUUUCGGAGCUACUCAUCCUGGAAUUUUCGACUGUGAAAAACAAAUGUUUACAUUGAACUUUAGAGGGCUUUCAUUUUCAUUCGAUGUUGAUUCUAAGUUCCAGCCUGGGAUAGCGCAGUGUGGUCUGGGGUCAUUACAAUUUACGACGGGCGUCUCUCCAGUUGUUUCCAAAAUGGUCAUUUACGCUGGGAACAAUUUGAAGAAUUGCACCAGUAACGAUUAUCAAGGCAUUAUUCCAGUUCCCGUCGUCCCAUUACCUAUUUCUUGUUACCAUGGUUUGUCGUAUGUAGAGAAAGCGUUGGUUUUGCGCGAUAGAACAAACACUAAAGGAAUACAGUUGACACUUCAUAUGCAAGGAUCAGGAUCUUUGAGGCGUCAAAGAAUCACUUUGUUGAAAGAUUUAUACUUUGGGAUUACAUGUCAAGAUGUAAUGUCGUUAUUGGGAUCUCCGUCUCAAGUAUUCUAUAAAUCGGAAGACAAAAUGAAAAUACAUUCCCCGAACGCGCAUCUACACGUUAAAACACCUCGUCGUUCGGAUUAUUUCUUCAAUUAUUUCUCAUUAGGAUUGGAUAUACUCUUUGAUGCAAAAACUCAACGUAUGAAAAAAUUCAUUCUUCAUACCAAUUACCCUGGCCAUUAUAAUUUCAAUAUGUACAAUCGUUGCGAUUUCCGUAUCUGUCUGAACGCAGAAAAGCAAGUUCCUGAGUCUAAGAAACAAAAUUCUAAAGAUAAAGUUUUAGAGAUUACUGCAUUUACUAAAUGGGACGACAUAUCUGAUCUAUUGAAGCACAGUGAUCGUCCGGUCGUUCUGAACAGAUCAGGUUGUACGAAUAUUAAUCCGUUUGGCUCGACGUUUUGUUAUGGUUACCAAGAUAUGAUUUUUGAAGUAAUGCAAAACCAGCACAUAGCUUCAGUAACUUUUUACAAAAAUGUUUCCGAUAUUGCAGACGUAUGACAAAGGUUGACCGCCAAGCCCUCAGUUUUGGCGGCCUUAUCAUGCCAUUUUAAGUAUUUAAAUACGUACACAAUCGUUCUUCAAAUCUAAUGCAUAAUUCUUCAACAUUUUACUCAAAGUAAAAUAUAUUUUAAUAGCAUUUCUGACUUAUAGUACAAACUGAAGUGAUCAUUACAACUGAUUGUAAACCAUUUUCACUCGUUUUAGAUACGAGAUUAGAGGAAUUUUUCUAAAUAUCACAUUCGAAGUGCCUGUAAUCAUGUAGAAGUAUCCGUUUCACUUUGUUUUUUUAAUUACUACACAUAUCUACCGCGUAUUUUCUUUUUCUGGGUGGUCGUAGUUUCUUAUUUUAUUCCAUUCAUUUUGCAAUAAAGUUACAAUUUUUCGUUAUUUUAUUAAAUGAUACAAAAUUCAAGAACAAGUAGAUAAAGUUUAAUUGUUGAGUAUACUCAUUGUUAUCUAUUUGUUGAACGUUUGUGAGUACUGAAAAAAUAAUUCCAAAAAAAAGUAUAUAUAUAUUUAUCGUAAUUUAUUUUUUAUUUUAAUUAAUCUCUUAUAUUACCGCUUACGGAAUGCACUUCUAUGAUCCGAGUGAUUUUGCGUUCGUGAAUUAUACCAUCUGAAAUGACUUUUUCCUCCUUUUACGAUUUGUAAGCGGUAUUAUUAUAGUAGGUAUAUUACAUGUUUUAAAAAAAAAAAGUCUAAGUCUACUUAAUAUCUAAUUUUAAAUUAAUGUCAGUUGUUUGAAUUCAACUACGUCUUAUGAUUGUUGUAUUCUAAGCGUGAGAAAAGAAUUUGUGUUUUGUGCAGUUUUUAUUUAUUUAUUUCUUUUUUAUGUAUUGAUAAUGUUCAUGAUGGCAAACGCCUUAUUUGCGUUUUCAAGUGUAAAUGAUUCGAAUUUGAAUUCAUGAGUAUUUUCAUUGAACUGUUCCAUUGUUUGAAUGUAAUUGUUUCGAGUGUGAAAUUAUGUUUUUCUAUUUAGCUCAGCUCAGAACGGAUAGUUUAGUUUAUUUGAGAUUUUUUUUUUGUUUUUGAUGAAUGUUAUUUAUUCUAAAAUUACCUUUACCUAAUUUACUGAUUUUUGGAUCUCUUUUUUCUUCUCAUUUCGUAAUUACAUAAUAUUUCUGGACCAA
Planococcus citri (citrus mealybug) is the source of this 2732-nucleotide messenger RNA. RefSeq names its product PHAF1 protein CG7083. Gene Ontology annotation, cellular component: trans-Golgi network. Lineage: Eukaryota; Metazoa; Arthropoda; Insecta; Hemiptera; Pseudococcidae. Gene Ontology annotation, biological process: Golgi to plasma membrane protein transport. The record is from RefSeq and is a predicted model, not a curated record. The transcript is spliced from 11 exons. The coding region runs from base 310 to 1599 and encodes 429 amino acids.